AUUUAUGUAGCUGAAGUCAGUUCAUUAAUACUACAUAAAAGCCAAAAAUCAAUCUAAGGAGUAGAAAGGAACAAAAGGGAAGGAAUAGACUUAAACCACAGCAUCUUAAAUUUCUUUGAUUUUGAGUAGAAUGAACAAUAAAAACAUUCAAGAUUAAAAGGCUGCAUCUGAUAGGGCUAAAAAUAAUAUAUAAAUAUCUCCUAAACUACAAAAUUGCUUAUCGGCAUCAAAUUUAAUGAGCAAAACUUCUUAAUCACCAAAAUUAAGUGAAUGUGUCUUAAUUGAUAAAAAAUUUGCAAAAGAAUGUCCUAGUAGAAUAACAAAUGGGAAUGAAAUUUAGUUACCAACUGACAUUAACAGUUUUUUAGAGAUGGAGGAGAGAAAGAGAAGUUUAAAUAAUUUUAAAGAAUAACUUUCAUAAAAUAUAAUGAAAAUUUAGCAUUUAGAUUAACUUUAAGCUUAAGUUCAAUUAAUUGAAUUAUAAUUGCAUUCUAUUGUAUAGACAAUCAUUUAAUUAAAAGUAAACAUUUAUAAUGAUUUAAGGAUUCCUUAUGUAUGUAAUUGUAAUAAGAAUAAUUAUCUUAUACAUAAAUUACUUAAUCUAUAUCUGAUUCAUUGUAUAAGAUGAAGGAUGAUAUAUUACAUAAUGAAGUGAAUAUUAUCGAAUCCAUGUAAAUGAAGCCAUUUCAUAAUAUUAUGACUAUAUAUAAAAAGAGAUUAGAUGAACAUUAAAGUUGUGUUUAAUAAAUGAUUUCAAAGAGAUAAUUUGUAAUUUAAUUUAAUUAAUGGUGCUAAUAAUUAAUGUUAAAACUUUAAGUAGAUAACAAAUCAAAUUUUGAUGGAGAGGAGAAGGAGAAUUGUUUUUAUGGGAGCAAUAAAAUAGCAGAAUCUCCGAAAUUCCGCAGCAGCAAUUGA
Messenger RNA from Paramecium sonneborni, 915 nucleotides. Lineage: Eukaryota; Ciliophora; Oligohymenophorea; Peniculida; Parameciidae. The record is from the annotation of a GenBank genome assembly.